GGAUAUCAAAACUCAAACACAAUUGUCGGUUUAUAUAUUAACAUUUGAUAACAAAAUAUUUAUACACCUACGUUUCACAGCGUUGGUUUCGAAGAAUUAACCAUGGUUUGGUAACAUACAGACUGUUAAUCAUGUAAAUAGUUAAAAAGGACCCCCACCCCCCAGAAAAAAAUAAAAAAAGGAAGGGGUAAAGAAAAGGAUAGAUUGUGGCUUUUCGCUAAUAGGUAUUUUGACAUAAGGUUUGUUUCUGUUUAUGAUUCUGUGUCAUCCCCGAUGUGCUAAAAAGAAAAGGAUGAGCUAGGACAGUGAUAGCGGAUAUCAACAUAUCCGGCAAUUUGACAGGCUUUAUGGGCCAUCAGAUUACUUGAACACUCAGCCAACCGGCGGGGGUUUAUCCGAAUUGGAACGGUGGAUUAAAGCAUUAUGACCCGAGACAUCAAAUUCUAUGGACACGAUGGACGUAGCCAAUUAAUCAACUCACUUUUUUGAGCUUUGUCGAAGGUGUAAUUGAUUGCUAUCGAGCUUGAAUAUCGUAGUAGCCUGUGUCGUCUGGUAGUAGAGUGUCGCAAACCUGGAAACUUUGCCAACAACCUCCGGUGCCAUUUACGUGGGUGGGAUUAUACAGUCAGAAUAUGAUUGAUAACAUCUAGAUUCUGCAACGUGAAAAGUGAACUUACAACGAUGGAUAAAUUAUUCCGAAUCAUAAUAAUUUCAUUUUCGAUGAACCAUAUCUUAUGUCAGUCCGAGAUGGCUGGGAAUGUAACAAUGAGUAACCAGACAGUAGAAACAUCAGCUACAACGCAGGAUAGUCAACAUGUUAACCCGACAGAUCCGUCUACAACCGCGACGAUUCCGAGUACGAGUACGAGCUUGAUCAGUGGCAUGAAUACGACAUCGAGUCCGAGCUCGUCAAGGGACGUGGUCACGACGACAGGAAAAAGCCAAACGAAAGCAACUGGUACGACUAUGAGUACCAGUACAAAAAAUACGAUUACGACAUCGAGUAAAAGUACGACCAAAACUACGAGCACUGCUAAGAUUACGACCCCUUCAGAAAGUGCUAGCUACUUAGGUCCAUUAUCAUCAUCGCACCCAUUCAGUUCUAAUUAUCAAGCUGGAAGUUCAGUUGAACCGUGUGUUAUUGACAAUGGUGGUUGUAUGGAUAUAUGCCUUCCCAUUGGCCUAGAUAGUUACGAGUGUGCCUGUUUGGAUGGAUAUAUCUUAGAUCCAGAUGGUUAUAAUUGCACAGAUAUUGAUGAGUGUGAACAGGAGGGGAUAUGUCGAGAAAAUGAGAUUUGUUUAAACAGACCGGGUUUCCACGUGUGUAUGUGUAACAGCGGAUACUCGCCAGUCGGCCAUGAAGGAUAUUGUGAAGCUAUUGAUGAGUGUUUUGAGAACCCUGAUAUCUGUGGUAUUGGUGGUGACUGCGUCAAUGUGAUCGGUGAUUACCAGUGUCACUGUCGAACGGGAUUCCUCUCAUUCUUAGGAGAUGGAAACUGUGAAGACGUGGAUGAAUGUGAAUUCACCGAACUUCUUCACAUUCUGUGUGGACCUAAUGCUAUAUGUCUGAACACACCCGGGUCCUAUGAUUGCAGGUGUUUAGAAGGCUAUGAGCUGGAUGAAAAUGGUUUCUGUGUAGAUUUCAAUGAAUGUGAGGUGGAAAACUUCUGCGGAGAGGGCGCCACCUGCGAGAAUAGUGAGGGAUCGUAUCUCUGCGUAUGUCACGACGGGUAUGAGGAGACAGUAGAAGGAUGUGGAGAUAUUGAUGAGUGUGUUUUAGAGAACAUAUGCCCUGGGAUCUCUCUAUGUGUCAAUCUACUAGGCAGUUUUAUGUGUGUCUGCCCAUCAGGGUACGAAGGCAACGUCACUAAUUGCCAAGAUAUCGACGAGUGUGGCACUGCUCAACACGAUUGCCAUAAAUUUGCUAGAUGUGGAAACAUCAUUGGUUCAUUCUUCUGUCAAUGUUAUGCUGGUUUCCAUGGUAAUGGAAAACAGUGCGAUGAUGCUGAUGAAUGUGCCAUUGACAAUGGAGGUUGUGAGCAUAUCUGUACCAAUGCACCUGGUACCUAUAACUGCGAGUGUCGAAGAGGAUAUGACGUAGAUAGAUACGACCAUUCACAAUGUUUAGAUAAGAAUGAAUGCGAGCUCAACAACAAUCUCUGCCAGCAACAUUGUGUCAAUACCGAUGGUUCGUACAGAUGUUCCUGCGAUGUCGGAUACCAGCUUCAUUCAGAUCGAUCGUCAUGCAUUGACAUCAACGAAUGUAACAUUAACAAUGGAGGAUGUGAGGAAGUUUGCAUCAACUCACCCGGAACUUACCGUUGCGACUGUGGUCCCACCAGUGUCAUAUCACCAUCUAGUUCAUCAAGCUGUGUUGCCAUAACAACGUGUGAACAAAAGCAGGGUGGUUGCGAUCAGGUCUGUCGCUUUGACCAACUAGGAAUCCAGUGCUCAUGCGGACCAGGUUACGUACUUAAUGAAGACAGACGAACAUGUGAUGAUCUUAACGAGUGUGCCGAUGCAAACGGAGGCUGCGAACACAAUUGCGUGAAUACAGAAGGAAGUUACCACUGUACAUGUAGGAAUGGAUAUAUGGUCAGGCCAAGAAACCGAUACAGGUGUGAGGCCAUCUGUGACCCUCCCUGUUUGAACUAUGGGAGAUGUACGGGACCAAACAAUUGUGUCUGCCCUGUAGGGUAUGGAGGAUCAACGUGUACUCCUACAUGUAACCCACCGUGUAUGCAUGGAGGGACCUGUCAGAGAUAUAACCAAUGCUCAUGUACAAGUCUCUAUACUGGAUCGUACUGCCAUCUACCUACUUGUGAACUACCAUGUAUGAACGGCGGUAAUUGCAUCGGACCAAACGAAUGUCAAUGCUCAGCAGGAUUCGAAGGAGAUCAGUGUCAAACACCUAAAUGUCAACCAGCUUGUGAAAAUAGAGGCAUAUGUUAUGCUUCCGAUACCUGUAUCUGUCGACCUGGAUUCUACGGACCUAGAUGCCAAUUUGAGCGUGCUCGAUGUACUAGACCCUGUCGAAAUGGAGGAACGUGUGUGGGGAUCAACAAGUGUAGCUGUACACCAGGAUAUCAUGGAUCAGUAUGUCAAUUAGUUGGUGAUGUCCAAUGCCGCCCUGCAUGUCAACAUGGAGGUACUUGCUUACCAAACAAUAGAUGUCGCUGUCCAUCUGGAACCACGGGAUUGAGAUGUGAGAAACGCAACUGUCCACUCCAAACAUUUUCUCAGACUUUACGACGUGGAUCAAGACGAUUCGUGAAGGAAAGCAAGCUUGAACCGUGUGGAACCUUUGGCUGGAGGACAUGCACAGUAUAUAGAACUGUGCAAAAGUACGUCUAUGAUACCAUGACCAGGGUCGGAUACAGAAUAUCAUGUUAACAACUUCAACGAGGAGAUAAAAGGUGAAGAUUGAUGACGCUCAACGCAUUGUUUGAAGAGAACGGGUUUUAAGUGAUGUAGCUGGAGAUUUGUGUCGUCCAAAAAGAGAUUAUUUCAAUGUUGUACGUCUCUUGUUUAAAAACUGACUUGUAUUCUGCUUUUGUGCUGCCAAUGGAGGACAAUAAUCAUCAAAACCCUGCUGGAAGAAUACAGUGUCAGACGGUGUAAUCGCAGUGUGAUUACAAUAUUAACCAUGUGAAUAUGUAUCUUACAUUUUAACAUGUUCACAUUCAAACUGUGGAUACCUCUAAAGUGUGAGUUUUCACAGUGUGUGUCAACAGAAUUGAUUUUUUUGAAAUGCUAACGUGCUCAAAUGUAACAAUGUGAAGAUGUUUUCACAUUGCGUUCCGCACUGUGAACACUCUUGGAUACGCUGAGACACUAUAUGUGUUUUCCAAUAGGGAUUAAAAUCUAAACUUAAAUUUGUCUUAUCUUCGAUCGAUUUAAAUUUAUCAUGAGACCAGACUCACCUUAUUGUAAGCUUCUCAGAAGUUUGAAGAUUGACUUCACUAUGGUGAAGGUGUGAUAACUUUAAAAUGGAUCGUUAUACAGAAUUAAAUCAUGCAAGACAGACAAAUAUAUGAAACAGUAUAUUCAGUAUGUUAUUUUUUACGUCUUUCCUGAGUAUACAUCGUUUCACGAACAUUUAGCGUCUCAUUUCUCAUCUCUCAUGUGUCAUGUUUUUUUACAUCAUGUGUAACCAAGCUAUUUUAUAUGUGCCAUUUUUAUGUUUUUAUAUUGUAUUCUUUUAUUUGACAAAUGAGAAAUAAAAACGCUUGUACUGAAUUAAUUCAUUGAUCGCUAACUAUAAUUUUGAAUAUGGACAGUGGGGUAUAGAAGUAGUGUCAGUAUCCUGACUGCUUGCAUAUGGAGAGUAAAUCAUAGGCAAUAAAGAAUGAAAAGUUCUGUUAAACUUCAGUAAAGCUAUAUUUUUACAGUAGUUUUUAUGUUUGUGUAAUCAAAUAAAAAUAAUGCUUCAUAUAAUUUCGAAACCAUCCUACACCUAAUUGAGAAGAUACAAUUAGAUAACUUAACGGACAUUAGCAAUGAUAGUUGUUUUUAAGCUUCUCAGAAGUUUGAAGAUUGACUUCACUAUGGUGAAGGUGUGAUAACUUUAAAAUGGAUCGUUAUACAGAAUUAAAUCAUGCAAGACAGACAAAUAUAUGAAACAGUAUAUUCAGUAUGUUAUUUUUUACGUCUUUCCUGAGUAUACAUCGUUUCACGAACAUUUAGCGUCUCAUUUCUCAUCUCUCAUGUGUCAUGUUUUUUUACAUCAUGUGUAACCAAGCUAUUUUAUAUGUGCCAUUUUUAUGUUUUUAUAUUGUAUUCUUUUAUUUGACAAAUGAGAAAUAAAAACGCUUGUACUGAAUUAAUUCAUUGAUCGCUAACUAUAAUUUUGAAUAUGGACAGUGGGGUAUAGAAGUAGUGUCAGUAUCCUGACUGCUUGCAUAUGGAGAGUAAAUCAUAGGCAAUAAAGAAUGAAAAGUUCUGUUAAACUUCAGUAAAGCUAUAUUUUUACAGUAGUUUUUAUGUUUGUGUAAUCAAAUAAAAAUAAUGCUUCAUAUAAUUUCGAAACCAUCCUACACCUAAUUGAGAAGAUACAAUUAGAUAACUUAACGGACAUUAGCAAUGAUAGUUGUUUUUAAGCUUCUCAGAAGUUUGAAGAUUGACUUCACUAUGGUGAAGGUGUGAUAACUUUAAAAUGGAUCGUUAUACAGAAUUAAAUCAUGCAAGACAGACAAAUAUAUGAAACAGUAUAUUCAGUAUGUUAUUUUUUACGUCUUUCCUGAGUAUACAUCGUUUCACGAACAUUUAGCGUCUCAUUUCUCAUCUCUCAUGUGUCAUGUUUUUUUACAUCAUGUGUAACCAAGCUAUUUUAUAUGUGCCAUUUUUAUGUUUUUAUAUUGUAUUCUUUUAUUUGACAAAUGAGAAAUAAAAACGCUUGUACUGAAUUAAUUCAUUGAUCGCUAACUAUAAUUUUGAAUAUGGACAGUGGGGUAUAGAAGUAGUGUCAGUAUCCUGACUGCUUGCAUAUGGAGAGUAAAUCAUAGGCAAUAAAGAAUGAAAAGUUCUGUUAAACUUCAGUAAA
This is a messenger RNA of Lytechinus pictus (painted urchin), 5542 nucleotides long. Its product is annotated as fibrillin-1-like. NCBI's taxonomy places the organism in Eukaryota, Metazoa, Echinodermata, Echinoidea, Temnopleuroida, Toxopneustidae. The transcript has 22 exons. Gene Ontology annotation, molecular function: calcium ion binding. The coding region runs from base 682 to 3393 and encodes 903 amino acids. The record is from RefSeq and is a predicted model, not a curated record.